Cynara cardunculus var. scolymus (artichoke) is the source of this 942-nucleotide messenger RNA. RefSeq names its product derlin-1. The transcript is spliced from 7 exons. Lineage: Eukaryota; Viridiplantae; Streptophyta; Magnoliopsida; Asterales; Asteraceae. The record is from RefSeq and is a predicted model, not a curated record. Gene Ontology annotation, cellular component: endoplasmic reticulum membrane; Hrd1p ubiquitin ligase ERAD-L complex. Gene Ontology annotation, biological process: endoplasmic reticulum unfolded protein response. Gene Ontology annotation, molecular function: ubiquitin-specific protease binding; misfolded protein binding. Bases 77 to 799 code for a protein of 240 amino acids.
UUAAAUACUCGCAUCACGAGUCGUUUCUUUCUUUCUCAUCAAGAAAUCAAUCCGUCGCUGCAUCAUCCCUGCUAUAAUGUCAUCUCCUGCUGAAUUCUACAAUUCACUUCCUCCCAUAACCAAGGCUUAUGGUACCUUGUGUUUGGUGACUACGACAGCAGCUACGUUGAAGCUAUUGCCUAUUUAUUAUAUCGCAUUGAUCUAUGGGGAAGUGUUCUAUCACUUGCAGGUGUGGAGGCUGCUUACAAACUUCAUCUUUCUUGGCCCUUUCUCUAUAAAUUUUGGAAUUCGCCUGUUAAUGAUAUUGAGAUAUGGAGUUCAAUUGGAGAGUGGACCAUUUAACAGGCGUACAGCAGACUUCUUGUGGAUGAUGAUAUUUGGAGCAUCAACACUUUUGGUUUUGUCUGCCAUUCCUUUCUUUGAGUCGUACUUUAUGGGGGUAUCACUGGUGUUUAUGCUCCUCUAUGUGUGGAGCAGGGAAUUUCCAAAUGCCACCAUCAACAUUUAUGGUCUUGUGCAACUUAAGGCAUUCUAUUUGCCAUGGGCCAUGCUUGCUAUGGAUGUCAUUUUCGGUUCACCACUUGGCCCUGAUCUGUGUGGUAUCUUGGCUGGGCAUCUAUAUUACUUCUUGACCGUCCUGCAUCCUUUGGCUGGAGGAAGGAACAUAUUGCAGACGCCAAUGUGGUUACGUAAAAUGGUUGCAAGGUACAAAAUUGGAGCUCCAGCAAAUACCCAACCUCAGUCCAGCAGCAAUACGAGCGGGGUGUUUAGAGGAAGAUCUUACCGAGUCGGUGGGUGAAUUUUUUUUUGUUGAACUUCUUUCUUCGAAAUUUGAAUUCAAAAACUAGUUUUGUAAUUUCGGGUUUGUGCUUCGGUAAAGAGUAUUCGUCGUCUUGAUAUAGUGGUUUCCUCAUACAAGCUACCGAUGAAUCUUUUAGAGGA